CUCUCUGAGUGUAGUUCUUCUAGCUGCUCAGGUGAUAGCAACAGUUUUUAAGAGUUGCCAUUGACCUCUUUUCUUAUAGGGAUACAUAUCAUUUUAACUUAUUGAGUCUCUUAAAAAUUUUGUUGUUGUUGUUGUUGUUUUUUCCCCUCUUUUUAAAUUACCUUUUGAUGAUUCUCUUGAGUUCUGUGGUUGGACUUCAAAUUUUCUGUUCAGGUCUGGUCUUUUAUUUAUGAAUGCUUGGAACUCUUCUGUUGUGUUAAAUGACCAUACUUUCCCCUGUAAGAAUAUAGUCAGUUUUGAUGGGUAUUUUAUUCUUGGCUGUAGACCUAGUUCCCUUGCUUUCCGGAAUAUCGUAUUCCAUGCCUUUCGGUCCUUCAGUGUGGAUGCAGACAGAUCCUGUGUUAUCCUCACCGUGUUUCCAUGGUAUCUGAAUGGCUUCUUCUUGGCAGCUUGUAAUAUCUGUUCUUUCAUCUGAUUGUUUUUGAAUUUGGCUAUAACAUUUCUUGGUGUUGUCAGUUGGGGAUUAAAUACAGGGGGUGAUCUGUGGAUUCUUUCAAUCUCCACUUUCCCCUCUUGUUCUAGGAUCUUGGGACAGUUUUCCUGGAUAAUUUACUCUAGUAUUAUGUUCAGGCUUUUUCUUUUGUCGUGGUCUUCUGGUAGUCCAAUUAUUCUUAUAUUGCCUCUUCUUGAAGGAUUUUCUAAAUCGUCUGUUUUGCGAAUGAGAUGCUUCACAUUUUCCUCAAUUUUUUCAUUCUUUUUGUUUUGUUUUAUAGUGUCCUGCUGCCUUAUGAGGUCACUUGAUUCUAGUUGUUGUAUUCUGGUUCUUAAAGAUUGGAUUUCAUCUCUGGCUUUUUGGUCGUCUUUUUCCUUCUGGUCUGAUUUUCUUUGAAGAUCGGCUUUCAUCCUCUUUACCUCGUCUUUCAUCUCCUUUGCCUCAUCUUUCAUCUCCUUUGCCUCAUUUUCCAGCUGGAUGAUUUUGGCUUUCAGGACAUUAUUUUCUUGUUUUAGUUCAAAUGCCUCUGUUUCUAGAUGACUUAUCUUAAUUUUUCAGUUCUUUUCCCAAUUGUCUUCAGCCUCUCUUAGUUGUGUUUUGAGUUCUUCCACAGCCUGUAUCCAGUUUGCUGGGAUUUCUGGUUUAUUGUUUGCUGAUCUCUCCCCCUCUGUUCCAUUUGCUGAGUAGUAGCUGUCUAUUGUAGUUUCUUUCUUCUUUUUCUGUUGUUUGUUCAAAUUCACCCCUUCUUUACUCCCCGUAUUUGUCUGUGCUCUUGUUCCUCUCAUUUUUUUGUUUUUUGGGGACUUCUAUCGGUUUCCCCUCUUGAAGCUUUCACAGAAGAUCUCUUGGUGUAAUCUCUGGGGGAGGGUUGUUGGGGGGUUUGAGCUUUCCUGUCCUCUGGAGGCUUUGGAUUGGCUUAAAGUCCAGUAGUCAAUGAGGAUGGGUGGGGAGCCUGGGCUUCCCUGCAGUUCUGGAGACUUUUGAUGGGAUUGAGUUCAGCUUAGUUGGGCUGGGUUUACUCUGAGUUUUAAACUUCCUGAACGGCUGGAGCAAAUAUGGAGGAUCUCCAAAGCUCUGGCCAGGCUGCCAGGUCUAUGCUCCUUCUAGGCUGCCAUCUUGACUCGGCCUCUAGGUUUCUGUUUUUUUUUUUUUAGAAGACCCUGCUUUCUAAGGGGGAAGGUGUGUGGCCUCCCUGGGCUCUGAGGGCUCCUGAUGAGAUUAGGUUCAGCUGAUUCUUUCAGAAGACCCUGCUCUCUAAGGGGGGAGGGGUAGUGGUUUCCCUGGGCUCUGAGGGAUCCUGAUGGGAUUAGGUUCACCUGGUUUGGGCCAAAUGAGCCCUGAAGCAAAGAAAACCUCCUUCUUCACAAUCUGUGUUGAAUGCCUGGAGACUGGCCCAGGUUGUUUUCAAGGUAAGUUAAAGUGGGGAAAAUUGUGGAACUUUGAAGAUGCCCCAGCACAGUAUUCAAGUUUUCUGCAUAAAUUAUAAAUAACUUCAAGAAUUUGCUGAAUAGAGGACACCAGGAUCCGUUUUUCAAAUCAUGCCAUCUGAACAGAAGCAAUUUUUUUGUGAUGAAAAACCAACUACUUUAGAAAAAGGUUAUGAUGUAGAAGAUAUAAUAGUUAUUGAUGCUGUAGAGUCAGAAGAACCAAGAAUUUUAGAAGAUAAUUCUCUUUAUGAACUGAAAAAUGUGAAAAUUGAUUUGCCCAAGAUAAGUAUUUCAGAUGAAACUCCAUUGACGCAUGAAGUUGACACAUAUAAACAAGUAUUUGAGAGUAAACCACAGACUGCCAGAAAAUCUGUUGGCAAAGAGAAAAUAAAUGAAAGCCCUUUAAACUGUUUAGAGGAGUGUAACAUGUUGCAAAGACCCAAUAUAAGAUUUGAAGAAGAAGGAAUGAAAAUGUCCGCAAAAAUACUUAAUUUCAGCUGUACAAAAUGUAGGGACAAUGUUCGAUAUAGCCCAAAUGAUUUGCAGAAACAUUUUCAGCUUUUGCACUGUGGAGAAUUACCUUUAUAUCCUUGUGAGAUGUGUAGUUUUUCUGCAAAUGACUUUCAGUCAUUUAAACAACACAGACUUAUCCACCGAAGCACUUUAGUAAAAUGUGACAUUUGCAAUGAUGAGAAUGUAUAUACCUUAUUAGACUUGACAAAACAUUUUGCAGUUAAACAUUGUGUUAAUGGUAAUUUUCAAUGUGAAAAAUGCAAGUUCUCUACCAAGGAUGUUGGCACAUUUGUUCAGCAUAUUCACAGACAUAAUGAGAUUCACUAUAAAUGUAGUAAAUGUAAUCAUAUAAGUUUCACCAAAGGAGAGUUUCAGCAGCAUCUCUUUGUUCAUUCCACUACUUUUCCCUUCAGUUGUCAAUAUUGUAACUAUAGUGCUGCUGAGAAGGACCAACUUGUAAAACAUGUUGUAGCUUUGCACAAAGAUCAAUUAUAUGCAAAAGAUAAACUGGAAAAGGAAAAAUGUGAAAAAAGGAUAGUAAAGACUACAGCUGGACUUAAGCUUAUAUUACGACGAUACAAAAUAGGAACAUCAAGAAAGACACUUUGGAGACAAAAGAAAGAGAACAAUGGAAAUGACAGCUAUGUAGAAAAAAACACAGAGGUGCUUAAAAACAUUAAUAAAAUUCAGUUUAAAUCUGAAGAACAGAGUAAUAUACAGGAGCAUUUAAAUGAAGAAAAGAAUGACACCAUACACAUUGAAAAACCAAGUCAGAAGCAAGAUGAGUCAGAAUCAGAAACAAGAAACCUCUUACCUACCAGUCAGAGUAGUAGAUCUGAAGAGGGGUCAAGUUCUGGUUUUGGAUUUUUAAAGAAUGUUAUACAUGGACCUGCAGUACUGAUGUUGAAAAAUAAUAAAAUAUCAGUUCCUGCCAACUAUAGUGCUAAGUUUAUGGGGUUCAAGAUGGUAGACGGAAAACAACACAUAGUUAUAAAAUUGUUGCCUACCAAUAAAUCUAAUUCAUGUUCUCCAGGUCUACAGCCAGGUACAAUAAAGGACAACACUACUGAUGUGCAGCAUCGUACAGCUGAAACCACUGGAUUACCUACAGGUGCUACACUGCAUACAUCUGAAUUAAAUAACACAAUUUGCACUAACACAUCAAAUCCAUUAUCAUUUUCUACUCCUCUGUUUUCAGGGAAUGGGACUUCAGAAAAAGAAAAAACUGUUUUGGCUCAAACUAGAAGUAAGUCUCAGACAGUAGGUGCUGAGAAAAGUACACCUCUCUUGUCAACAAAUUCAGAAUUGACUGCAGCUCCUUUAAAUUUGACCACUAAAAUCAGAAUUAGUAAUAAUGUUGGAGCAUGGGGAAGUUGUGUUAUUCAAAGUCAUCCUCAGGUAUUGUGUGCCACAGUUAAGAACCCAGUUAACGUGGAAUCUGUUGAAGUAAAUUCUGUUGAACCAAAAGCACAACAUAGUGGAAUAUUGAAUAACUCCAGUAUUAAUGAUCUCAACUAUAUGCCAUUCUCUGGCCAAGGAUCAUUACCUUUUCAUAAUUACUCAAAAAUGGACUAUUUGGAUAACUCAUGCAGUAUUUCAGCAACAGCACAUGAAAACUCUGAAGAAUCUUCAUCAAGCAAAACAGCUGUUCACCAGUAUAGCUCGAGAAGUGAAUCAGGCUUGUCAUCAGUAGGGAUGAGUCCAAAUCCAGAUCUCCAUGAAACAUCUCCUUCAAAGAUUUGUGAAACUUACUGCCCUUUAAACACUAAAGAUACUUGUGAACCUUUAAAAAACCAAUGUGAAGAUACCGAAAUUUUAGAAACAAUACAAAAUAUUGACACACAGAAUCCUCAAGCUGAUAUAAAUCAAGGCUUAGAGGAUGUAGCUGAGAAAUCAGAUUGGGAGAAUAUCUCUUGUGUUGAUUCAUUCACAAUGCCCAAAAUCACAUCUGUUUUCUCACUGCAGAGUACACAGGCAUCUGAUUUUUGGUCACCUGAAGAAACCCAGUUGUUACAAAAUGUAUUGGAUGAAAAAUUAAGUUUGGGAAAAGACUCUGAUAUUACACCAAAUAAAGGAGUUCAACUUCAUGAUGAGCCACUUUUGAAAAAUGAAGGCAAGAGCAACAUUACUGAAUAUUUGAAAGGUUCAGAAAGCCCAUGCACUUUACCCAUUUCAUCUAGCAAUGUUGGGAUUAGUGUACAUACAAAAGAUCUUAAUGCCAGCAACUGUAUAGCAAAUACAGAAAUGGGUUGUGGGAAAGAAAAGCAAGUACUAUCAACAUCAAAUGAUUUGGGAGACUCUGAGAAAAUACCCAGAAUUGCUGUUGUUGACUCAGUUAAGACCCAGUCUGAUACAAGAAUAACUCAGCAGCUUGUAAAAGACAAAAUACAAGCUACUCCAGAUAGUUCUAAUGGCUUAGGUUCUUUUCAUGUGCUGAGCCCACCAAUAAACUCUGAACCAAAAAAAGCCAUUUUUGUUCAGUCAUCUCCUAAAGGAUUUAUUUUACCUUUGCAUCUUGCUAGCAAAUCUGGAUUAAAACUUGUUUCAGGAAGAAGUCUUUCAUCAACUAAUCCACCAGGUAUUUUGAUGACUAAAGGUAUACCAUCAUCUCUCCUUUUAAAUAAGAAACCUGGAAUGAUUCUAAGGUUAAGUAAUGGAGUGCUUGGAAGUGUUACCAAUAUUACAGGUGAGAAUUCUCAAGUUCUUGGUGGAGCUAUAGCUAAGGAGGAUGACAAAACACCUUCUGUAAGAGCAGAUUUGAAAAAGGAUAGUCCUACAAAUAUAAUUUGCUCCUCAACAUUUGAUAGUAGGCCUGAUAUGGCAGUUAGUUCUGAAAAUAGCAUACCAUUUAAAGGAUCAUAUAUUUUUAGAAACCCAGCAGAGUCUUCAGUGAAUGAAAAUUCUUCUCAAAAUACUGUGCCUGGCUGUCAAAGCACUAAGUCGCAGUCUUUGGGUUCAGUAAGACAGCCUAGUGAAGCUCAACAAAAACAAUCUCUUUAUGCAUUGUUGCCGGAUGGCCGGCAGGCAGUUCUCCUAAGGUGUGUGACUCCCAGCAAGUCACAGGUAGGACCUUCUGAUUUAUUACAGAAUAGCACUUAUGAUCAUCAAAAUCAUCAACCAAAGAAAUCCGGAGCAACACAACAAAAAAUCCUGCUGAAAAUUAUUAAGAACCCUGCUUUUGAUAACAGUCAGUCAGCAAAAAGUCCUAAAUCUUCAUUACAGUUAGACAUCAUACAGUCUCAUCAAACUUCCACAGCAGAGGAAAAACAACUUGUCUCAUCUAGUGAUGCCUUACUCUUAACAAAUAGAUUAAUGCCAGCAAAUGCAACUGUCACAACCUCUACAGCAAUAUGUAACAUACCUCCUCAAGGGACAGUAUGUACCACCACUCAUCCAGAGACACAGCUUUUAAGGUGUCAAACAAAUAGUUCAUUUCGGAGUGGCUUCAAUCAUGGAAAAUCUACUAGAAGACAGAUUUCAAAAAUGAAAGCUCAUGUACAACAUAAAGCUUCUGAAUCCAUGAUUACAUAUGAAAACAGGAACUUUGGACCAAAAUGUAGAGACAAUUUCCAGGAAUGGCCUAGAAAAAAAGUAAUGUUGCACAGGAAGAGUAAAAGAAAAACAAAAUCUGAAGAUUUUCAUGACACAUUUGACCUUUAUAGACCAAGGUUUCCUAAGGAUACAGUUAGGACUUUGCGACUUUUCCCUUUCAGUUCUACACAACUUAUAAAAUGCCCUAGAAGAAAUCAGCCUGUUGUGGUUUUAAACCAUCCUGAUACAGAUUCUCCAGAAGUGGUAAAUGUAAUGAAAACUAUUGCUAAGUUUAAAGGGCAGGUAGUCAAGGUUUCAUUGUCAAAAAGAACAAUUCAAGCACUUCUGGAACCAGCAUAUUGUAACAUUUCUAAAGCAGUUACUGAUUAUUUUUCUGCCAAGAGGCAUAAAGUACUUAAACCUGUGAAAGAAAGAUUUGUGUUAAAAUUAACACUUAAAAAGACAAGCAAAAAUAAUUAUCAGAUUGUGAAAACUACCUCUGAUAAUACUUUGAAGGCAAAGUUUAACUGCUGGUAUUGUGGUAGAGUAUUUGACAAUCAGGAUGCUUGGGUGGGUCAUGGACAGCGACAUUUAAUGGAAGCUACUCGGGAUUGGCAUAUGUUAGAAUAAUUUACAUUGAUUAUUAAAAAAUAAAAUUACUUUAAAAGAAUGAAUCAAAUUAUGAUAUGCAUAUGUUUUCUAUUUCAGUGUAAUACCAGAAAUUAAGCUUUUAAAUAUUGUUUUUGGAGAUGGUUAUAUUUUAUUGGAAAAGCAGAAUUGCAGCAUUUGAAAAUGCAACCACACAAUGCAUGCAUUUUGAAAUUAUAGCUCAGAUGUACCUUGGUUUUUUUUUGUUUGUUUUUUUAAAGAAUAUGUUCUGGAAAGUUAGGUUAAAAUGAAAAUUGUGAGAAAAACCCCAUCUUUUCCCCCAUUAAAUUAUAUCAAUAUUAUUUGAGAAUGUGUAUUAUAGUGGAGAUCAGCAUCUCCAUUAAUACUGCUUCAGCUGUUAUCAGUCUUGUAAAUCUGGUAAGUAUUUUCCCUGUAAGUAUGGUAUCAGUUUCCCACCAAAAGGCUGAAGUUUCUCUUCCUGGUUAUCUUUCCAGGCUGCUUAUCCUCAGUCCAGAUUACUCAGAGACUUCUGGCACAGAGUGGAGUAUAAUCCUUGAAUCAGUGUGAUCCAAUGGAAAGAGCACUCAUUUGAAGUCAGAAAUCUUACUUUCCCAAUUUCAGCUCAACUGUUACUUAGUGUCUAUGUGACUUUGGGCAAGUCAUUCUCUGGUCUGCAGGUUGCUCAUCUCCAUAAUGAGGAAGGUGUACCUAAUGAUGACCCCUAAGGUCCUUUUCAGCUCCAUUCUGUGAUUCUCUAAAGGAAAUAUGUUGACUGGAUAGUAUAUUUGACUUACAGUUGACUCACUGCAAUUAGGACACCAUUGGGUAAAGAGAUGUUUCUGAAUAUAUAUGUCAAACAAAUAAUUUUUUUCUCUGUUAAGGUUUUAUGUUGCCGAGAUAUGCCCUGUAAUGAGUGAAAGUAGAUGCCACUUCUAGAGAGGGUAUACAGAGAUGAUUUAAAGGCCAGUAUUGGGCUCUAUAGGAAGGCUAGAACAGAAACAAGGAAAUAUCUUUUUAAAUUCAGAUUUAGAGAAUCUUGUUGCAGAGCUGGUGGCAGAUUUCUUCAGAUAAAUACAUUUUCCAGAGUUUCCAGGAAACUCAUAUUUAACUGAUAUAGAUACCUGCUGCCAUUCUAGCUGUUUUUCUUCUGGAUAUAAGAUCUAUAAGUAGGCACUUCUCAGGGAAAAAAAAUGUUUUUCUAGAUUUUGCUUUGUUAUUUAUACAGUAACAAUCUGGUAAUUUCAGAGCUCUGGAAAAAAAAAAACAAUCCAACAACAGUCUCAUUUCUAUAACUAAUAAAAUAUCACACAUCUUUCAAACAUGCCUCCAGUGAAGUGGCUUUCAUAAUAAUUUAGAGGACUGGAAAUCCAAAGCAAAACAGCUGAUUGGUAUCAGUAGGGUAGGCAGAUAGCAGUAGUAGAUCUUUAAUAAGUGGUAGAACUCAGGACAGUUUUCUAGUGGAUUCCUUGAUAAGGACAGAUUUAAAAAUGAAGUUGCUGCAUUAAAGAAUCAAAGACAAAAUUUCUGCUUUAUAAAUGUAGUUUGACUUUUAUUGCAUCUUUGUAUAAUGGAGCUCAUCUGUAUUAUAAAAUUACCUGAUCUAAGAUUUUUUGUUACAUGGUUACUAUAAGUGUUAUAUAUUUUUAUUGAUUGGAAUAAAUCUUCAGGGCUUCUCUUCUGUACAUAACUAAGAUUUCAGACAUGUACAUAUUUUUGUAUGGCUUAUUUGCUAUAAACCCUGCACAGAAAUUUUUUGACCUAAAAAGUUUGUUUUAUUUUAGUUCUGGGCAUGCACUAAUAAAACUGGUUGUAAACUUUAAAAAAUAUAUAUACACAGAGCUUUUACCAGCAUUAUUUUCUUGGUUUUAAUUUUAAUUUUAUUAAUUUUUGUAAGUUUGUUUUUCAGGGAUAUGAACACUAUUGUUAGCAAGUGCCUAAAAGAUGUGAAACAGUUUACAUAUAUCACCUGUAACAAUAGGUCCAAAAUGGACCAGUCCCCAAGAGGUUUAUUUUAAAGGAAGCCAUAUGUAGAUGCUUUAAGCUAUCUUGCUAUGCACAUGACACUUGUACUAUUUCUGUGCAGUUUGUCUACUUUCUUAGUGAAGUAUUUUUCAUAUAAAUAAAACCUGUUACAAUUGUGUUUAUUAAAUUGAGCCUAAGAAUGGAAUCAAUUGGAAAUAUACAGUAUAUAUUCAUAAUGCGUAAUGGUAUUAAUUCAAGAAUGGUAAGCGUUGCUAAUUUCUGUAAUGACUUUCUUUAAUAUUAAAUUUAUCUUAAAUUGUGUUUACACAAUAA
Monodelphis domestica (gray short-tailed opossum) is the source of this 8868-nucleotide messenger RNA. The record is from RefSeq and is a predicted model, not a curated record. Lineage: Eukaryota; Metazoa; Chordata; Mammalia; Didelphimorphia; Didelphidae.